UGAUAGCGAUAUGUGAAACACUACAUUUUUUAAGUUUUUUUCCUAUUUACCGAAGUUCAACGAGAGUUUUAACUUUCAUUUUCACUGUACAAUAGAUGAAAUGUAAUUUAAUUGACAAGAUUUGUCUUCAAAAGAACCCGGUCAAAUCUAUAUGGUUGUCUCUGUCACUGCCAUGAAACAUUUAACUUUAUCAUCUGGAUUUGACAAGGUCAAACUAAGUGUCAAGCUUUGAGACGAAUAUAUUAAAAAUUAGCUUUCAUCAUAUUUUUCUUACUCUGAUUCUACUUGAUCCAGAAUACAAAAAACUCAUUUCAAUCUUAUACUUUUAAACACAGAAAUUAUUCCAAAUCGCUUUUAACUUCUUCGAGCGAAUUUUUCAUAUCAAUAUUCAUAACAAUCCGUGCAGUAUCGAUUACACUACUCCAAGUUUUAUCAUUUAAAUCGGCGACUCUUUGUCAAAACAAAAUUUUUCCGCAAUUUUUGUAAAAUGUAUGGUGUUAAAAGAAGUAAAAUGGAAGAAGAAGGGGAAGGAUCAGGAGAGAAUCAGAAUCAAAAUCAAAACAACACCAACGAAAAUCAGAUUGAUGUUGCUGUAGCUGACCGAUCAAAUAUGGAAUUCACAAGCAUAAACAUCGAUUGCCUCGAAGAACUAUUUGAAUGGUUAUCACUAAAAGAUCUAUUUGCCCUUCGUCGGACGUGCAAGCGAUUGAAGAAAGUUGUUGACUAUUAUAUAAAAACCAAUUAUCCGACCGUCGGAAAUGCCCGAAUUAAAGAAAGUAACAUUCAACAAUAUUUCCAAGCAGAUACUGCCCUUAUAAAAGCUGCCACCGUUGAUCUGGAACGUGUGUUGCGUGAAACCGAAAUAAGCGAGAUCGAAAAGAUUCUAAAUGCAAUUGAAUGGAUUCAUAUAAGAGAUUACCAAAUUAACCGUGAAUCGGAUUUUAAUGAUGUUUUUCUAAAGCAUUGCAUCAAUUUGAAAGUUUUAUGGAUUCUCCACAGACGUGGAAAUUUAAUUGGAUCGAAUGACAACUGGUUGUGUCGACACUAUCCAACAAUUGAACAUAUAUAUUUGGGAGAGUUAUUAACUAGAAAUUCCCUCGAAAUGCCAAAACUGACGAGACUUUUAAAUUUAAAUCCACAACUUCAAACAUUUGCGAUCAAUUCCAUAAUAUUCCUUGCUAAUAAAAAUGUGCUCAUCAAUUCUGGAAUUCAAAUUAAUCAACUGGAGAUUAAUCGCAGUAAUGGUGAUGGCAGCGAUUUGUCUCAAGUCAUUCAUAUGUUAAACGAACUGUAUCUUAUUGGUUUUUAUAAGCAACUUCAUUAUUAUACUGUUAGCGUUCUUUUCGAGAAUCAUUUGCGUGAAUUGGCAACGAUACCAGCGAUAAGCAUGUUGACUUUUUCUGGUCUUAUCUCAGACGUCUGCACGUUGCCACCAAUGCCAGAUCUGAAGGAAAUCACUUAUUUUCCCAAUUUCCGAGCAUUUGAAGUUAUUAACCAAAAUGUCGAUUUGGAACCAUUGAUGAAAAACAAUCGACAACUCGAACGCAUUUAUAUUGGACGUAUUUAUUUGGUCUCACUGUUACCAUUCAUUCGUCAACUACCAAGAUUGAAACAAAUCAAAGUCAGAAAACUCUUGAGUGGUGAAACCGUUUUGAAUGACGUUGGCAUCGAUUUGGAGGCACUCAAUAAAGAACGAGAAUCAUUGACUGGAGCGUGUAAAACUACGAUCUAUGUCGAAGAGGACAUUUUUUUGGCAACGAAAUUCGCUAAAGUGACGACAAGCCUCAGUUUGAUCGAAUUAAAAAGAGUCCAAUGCUUGGAGUGGCAUAAAAUUCAUCCAUAUUAACAUUUAUUUUAAAUUAGAGUUGAAUUGUCCAUCUUAAAUGUUCAUUAUUCUUAAAAAAUGUGUUCAAAACGAAUAAAAAUUGCAUCGAAAUUUUUCGAUUCAAAGCGUAUUUGAAAUAAACAAAA
Messenger RNA from Contarinia nasturtii (swede midge), 1971 nucleotides. RefSeq lists its product as uncharacterized. The record is from RefSeq and is a predicted model, not a curated record. NCBI's taxonomy places the organism in Eukaryota, Metazoa, Arthropoda, Insecta, Diptera, Cecidomyiidae. The transcript is spliced from 2 exons. The coding region runs from base 488 to 1846 and encodes 452 amino acids. Gene Ontology annotation, molecular function: protein binding.